This is a messenger RNA of Morchella importuna, 3324 nucleotides long. RefSeq lists its product as uncharacterized. Gene Ontology annotation, molecular function: metal ion transmembrane transporter activity; protein binding. Lineage: Eukaryota; Fungi; Ascomycota; Pezizomycetes; Pezizales; Morchellaceae. Gene Ontology annotation, cellular component: membrane. The transcript has 10 exons. Bases 1 to 3324 code for a protein of 1107 amino acids. Gene Ontology annotation, biological process: metal ion transport; transmembrane transport. The record is from RefSeq and is a predicted model, not a curated record.
AUGUCGCAAAUUCCUAAGACUCCCGCCCUGAACACUGAACAUCCACCAUAUGCGAGUCCCACGAGUGAAUCCAGUAUGAUGGAGCCAGAUGCUCAGAUCUCUGCGCCCAAACCUCAUAAUCCUGAACCUCUCCUGUUAUUUUCAGAUACACCCAGCCCGGCGGAACCAGACCUCCAGAUCUCUGCCCUGGAACUUCAAAAUCACGGACUAACGUCAGCAUCUGCGGAUAAUACCGGCCCGCAGAAGUUUGGGACAGCUGUUCAGGUGUCGGCAACUGAGAUCGAGAAUCCAGAAAUUCCGCUAGUAUCCGGAGACAACCUAAACCCGAAAAAGGUCGAACCAGCCAUUCGAAUCUCUACUGUGGAAUUUAACACUCCAACAUCUCGGCCAGUAUCUGCAGAUAAGUAUUCCAGAUUCAGGAAUUCCCAGUUGGAUAUCAAAAUUCCUCCCGUGGGAGAUCAGAGCCUCAAACCUCAGGAUAUUUCCAGCCCGAAAAAGAUUGAUACGAAUGCUCGAGUAUCUUCAGUGGAUCCCAAGAACCAGGGACCCUCGCGGGAACGAACUUUAAGUAUUCCCGGUGUUCAAAGCUCAUACACUUAUUGGAGGUCAAUCCGCGAAAACUUUACGAAGAUCCCGGAAAUCAACACGCAGCUAGUCGCAGCAGCUAGUAAAGGCCGAGAUGCAAAAAGAGUUUCAGAAAUACUGGAUCAAGAUAUAACCCUUCCUCCACAAGAUAUCACAUAUUGGAAGACGGCAUUGCAAGAUGCAGCAGAAGAUGGCCGUUGGGAGGCCGUGGAGUUGUUACUGAAGGUCGGGAGAAAAGUCAAUAACAAUGCCGAUACUGUGGAUGGUCUUGCUGAAGUAGUAGAUAACGUUGCUAUAAAGGGAGAAAUGACUGCUGUGAAAUUGCUACUGAAGGGAAUCGCCGCCAACGGAAAAUCGAAAGAAGGGAAAAGAACUAACUUACAGCUAGCAGCGGGAAAAGGAUACAAGUCGGCGGUGACUUUACUUUUAGAAGAUUCCGAGGUCAACGAAUCCGCACUGGAACAACCCAAAGGGAGAACGGCUUUACAAGCAGCAGCUGAGGGCGGGCAUGAAGAAAUAGUAAGGAUUCUAUUGGACAAGGGCGCAAAUAUUAACGCACCGCCGGCACAAUAUAAGGGGAGAACAGCGCUGCAAGCAGCAGCUGGAGGAGGAUAUCAGGAGGUGGUGGAGCUUUUGUUACAAAGGGGCGGAGACACUCAGAUAAACGCACCCGCAUCAGCAUCUGAUGGGAGAACGGCGCUCCAAGCAGCAGCUGAAAAGGGACAUGGAGAUAUAGUGAAGUUACUAGUGGAACGCGGAGCCGACAUAGACGCCAAACCGUCAGCAAUAGGUGGAAUCAGCGCAAUCGAGGCAGCCAAUAAAGGAGAAUACAAGUCUAUAUCAGAGUAUUUCAAGCGUCUGACAACUCAUGGCUUACAUUCGUUCUGCCGGAAUGAUAAAGAAGUCGGCGAGGAGUUCCGUAAACUUCUUGACGGCGAAGCUUCGAAAACUAUUAUCAAUUCAAGAGAUAGCGCAGGGCAGACUCCAUUACACAUUGCUGCAGUUCGACCUUUCAAAGAUGCUGUCGUUUUAUUGCUAGAAAAGGGGGCAAAAACUGAUAAGACUGAUCUAGACGACCGAAACCCAUUAGAGUCAACGAUUUUUGAACUCCUAAAAGUCCGUGAAUUGACAGCAUUGAAGGCUAUAAAGAAGGAAAUGGAUACAAAAAAGACAAAUUCAGGCGGCCAAAUCGUUCCAGAAUCCGCGACCUUAACUAGAGCCGAUGGACUACUGGAAAUUAUCUUGCUCUUGCUAAAGCAUGGUGCCGCUCCUCAUGCUCACAACAUCGAUCAGUCCCUGGCUUGGCGCAAAAUAUUUCCCUGCCCAGAGGGUGAAAGCGAUGAAAUCUUUGAGCUAAAAGAGAUACGGCAUCCCGAGAUCAUCAGCAAUUCAGGGUAUUCCGCCAAGUACAAAGAAAUACAGGCAGAAACACCAAAUAAAAAGAAGUCAUGUCAUCGUAUUGAAAAUAAGCUCUCGUAUAUGUCUUUUGACGACUCAAUCCUUUCACUCGCAGACAUGAAAACCGCUGAAGAAUGGAUCUCUGAUCACAAUGCUCCUACGAGAUCUCUCUGUCUCGAGCUACUACAACCUCCUACUGCACCUAGGCCUGGAGAACUUCCGCGGCCGGCUACAGUACUGAGGUGGUUGCCAUGCGACCCGAGACGACUUGAUGGGUGGAAUACCGACCUACCAAGGUUGACAAAUGUAUACGUUUCGCCGAUUAUAAUUAAAUACUCUAUAAAGUAUGAAUUCUUUAUUGUCGUCGAUGCUACAAAGCAGAGUGGUCUUAAACUAGCUGGCCUUAAACUUGAACGUCGGGCUGGCCACAUUUCAUGGACCAUGCUAGCGCGGGCGAACGGCGACGACAAGCGUUCUUCCGAGAGUUAUAAGCCCAAAGUACAGGUACAGACCGUCAAAUAUCGAAGCACCUUAAACCACCGUUGGAUUCCUAAUCACUCGUUGGAACUCUUCACAUUAUUCUUUGAUGACUUGCACAGAAUAUGGGAGGAUCUUCUUAUUGCAUCACGAGAUCACCUAGAUGAAGACCAUGGUGAACUACUCAGAAGCAAAUAUGGUCAAGAGCAGACCUCUAAGACUACAUUUUACCUGGAACAUCUCUUUGCGGACGCGAGAACAUGGAGUCAAUUUCGGGCCCAAUUAACAUCGCAUGUACAGAUUUGCAAUAAAACACUAAUCCAGUAUAAAGGUGACAGCUUUUUCUCUCGGGAAAUUGACUGGGCUGGAUGCCCAGAAAGUCGAUUCAAAGAAGAGCUUGCGUUGUUAUCAGAGAGAGUUUUGAAGUUUGAAUCCAGAUUUAAAGAAGAAAUAACUGCUUUAGAGAUAAAAACACAAGGACUGGUUGACUUUAAACUAAAUCUACUUCAAGCCUACGAGUCUCAAAGGUCGAACACAACAGCUAUUGGCAUGAAACGACUUAGCUGGAUUACUUUUAUAUUCCUGCCAUCAAUGUUUGUCGCGAGUUUAUUUGGGAUGAACAUCGACAUACUUUCUGGGGGUCCUAAUUGGUCGUGGUAUCCUAUCUUUUGCGUUCCUGUCUUGGUCCUGGUGAUCUUUACAUGGUUGGUCUGCAAGUAUAUUGAGGAAUACCUACAAAACAAGAGGAUGGAGAAAAACAAAGCAGACCGAGAUAUUGAUCUUGAAGCCCGUGCCUUCAGUACCAAAACUAGUACAUUCCAUAUGCCUCAUUUAAGCGGGACGAAAAAGUCGAAAUACUGCUGA